Pichia kudriavzevii is the source of this 2271-nucleotide messenger RNA. RefSeq lists its product as uncharacterized. The coding region runs from base 1 to 2271 and encodes 756 amino acids. Lineage: Eukaryota; Fungi; Ascomycota; Pichiomycetes; Pichiales; Pichiaceae. Gene Ontology annotation, molecular function: DNA binding; ATP binding; ATP hydrolysis activity. Gene Ontology annotation, cellular component: nucleus. The record is from RefSeq and is a predicted model, not a curated record. The transcript has a single exon.
AUGUCUGCUAAUGAUGUACUACGUUCCUUAUUGGAAACCAGAACGGAUAAGAAACUACACGGAGCGAAUCUUCUGCAAGCAAACACCAACAUAACACGACCGAAACAAGCAACACUAUCCAAUGGGCGUCGAAUUACGCUGAAACCAAGAACAACGGAACUUGAUUCCUCUAUCUUUGACAUGAGAAAGGAGGGAACCUCUGGUAAUGGAUACCAUGACAUGGAUGCACUGUGGGAGAAGUUGAGGAUCGAGGAAAAAACGACCAAAGAGCUCUCUGAAUUUGAUUCACACAAUAGAGAGUUGGAACAAGGGGCCAACGAAUUACGAAACCUAUCUAAUAAGAGGAGAGUGAAUACAUUAUGGACAGAAAAAUACAGGCCGAAUAAGUUUAUUGAUUUGAUUGGCAAUGAAAAGACCAAUGCACACAUUCUCAAAUGGUUGAAUGAUUGGACCUAUGUAGUUAAGGGUGGUAAAUUGAUCGAUAGUAAUACUUAUGGCAGAGAUAUGAAUAUAGAUCCAUUGAAGAGACCUAGGAAAAAAGUUUUGCUAAUUCAUGGUCCCCCAGGAAUAGGUAAAACCACGAUUGCCCAGUGUGUUUGUAAACAGCUGGGUUAUGAAAUGCACGAGAUUAAUUCGAGUGAUGAGAGAUCCGGGCCAGCAGUCAAGGAUAAAGUGCAAAAUGCCAUCAAGAUGAGGAGUUUAAGUGGUAAAGACGUCUGUUUGUUACUGGACGAAAUUGAUGGUGCUGUUGGUAGCGAAGGUGGGUUCAUUCGGGUGUUGAUCAAUCUAUUACAGAAGGAUUUAAAGGCAACCGAGGAAUGGAACAGUUUUAGCAAGCUAAAAUACCACAAGAAGGAGCAUUUUAUCAGAAGACCAAUUAUUGCAAUGUGUAACGAUAUUGGAGCACGUUGUCUCGACCAACUAAAGCCUUACUGUGAGGUUGUUUCCUUUAAGAAAAGUAGUAAAAAAAGCAUCAAGAAGAGGUUGAAGAUGAUAUUGGAGAGUGAAAAGGUGGGACCAAUCAACGAAUCACUGCUUGAUGAUUUAAUUAUAUCGCUUGAUGGAGAUAUUCGGAAUUGUAUAAAUUUUCUCCAGCUUAACUCCAAAAACCUGAAUGGUAGAAUAAAAGAUAGUGAGAUAGUAUGGUUUCAACUAUUAAAGGAAAUUUUCAACUUGGAGAAUCAAAAUAUAAGGAACAAAAAGGGUAAGAACGUUAUAUUUAAGGAGUUGAUGAUAAAAUUGAGCAAUUCCUCAAGUGAUUUGACGAGGAUCAACAAUGGGUGUUUCAAUCUAAUGCUACAGUUGAACGACGAAUAUGAUAAUAACUUGAAAAAAUUAGAUGAAGCAUCUGAUUGGCUCUACUUUCAGGACAUAAUAAGUAAGAACUAUACAUUAUUUGAUAAGGAAGAACUACAUUUCUACGAGGCAGUGACACCAUUAAGAUUUUUCCAGUUGUUUGCUAAUUUCACCGACGGACAGUUCUAUGAUAAGAAUGCCAGAUUCAAUUUUAAGAGCCAGGACAACUUUGAACUAAGGAAACAAGUCAAUGAGAUGAUUAGCACCUUGCUCAAGGGGUACAAGUUAAGGAUUGAUCGUAAAGUUUUGAUUACCAACGAGAUCUCAAUGUUGAAUUACAUAGUAGUUCCGAAUGUUAGUAAAACGGCCAAGGAGUUCUCCAAGGACGACAAGAAGGUUGAGAGAGUGUUGGAGAUUCUCAAUGAUUUAAGUAUUCGAAUUGAAACAUAUAAUGGUGGUUACAAUGGUAGAGGGGACACAAAUGUGAAUGAAAAUGGUCAACGGCGUACAGUAGUGUCUAGGAGUAAUACCUACAAGUUCAAGCCCGACAUUGUUAUUGGGUUGAUUGAUUGCAACAGUACCAACAAGACUGCAGCGGAGAGCGAUUGGCGAGGCUACGGAGCAAGUUAUGCUACUUUGAAUACUACCAGGGCAACGCCAUUUAUAGAAGUCCUUGACGAAGUUUAUCGAACCAGUCUUCGGAAACACCAGGAGGCGAACAAGAUCCUCAAGAGGGAGAGAGAGAAGAAUGUGGAAGAUCCUGAAGUUGCAAAGAAGCGUGCUGUUAGCAGUGCAGAUUAUUUUAUAAAGCAGUACAACACCUUCCACUCCCAACUCCACAAGAAUGAGGCAAAUGGCGGUAUCUCCGGGAGGGGUGUGAUGGCUGAAAAUGAGAAUCGGAUCCUCGUCAAGUACCAUGAAGGCUUCUCCAACGCCGUGAGAAAGGAACUCGUAUGGAACUCACUCUUUAAAUGA